AUGUAUACAACGAUUCGCAACAAUUUUUUUGCAUUAUUCAUCAUCUUUUAUAGACCACCCGUGUCUUUGACAAUGGCCUUUAACCCGGCUAGAUAUACAAACACUUUCCUACCGUCCGUACCGCACUCGACGAUACCAAACAGGGAGCCUUCGCCUAAGGAUAACACCAGCGACAACGACGAGGAAAGUAUAGACGUAACGAACGAGGAAGAAGACACCCCGUCCUCGGGCUGCGCGGUGUCUUCGAGUAGCGGGCCCCUGCGGCCCGAGCCGCACCCGCCCUCCAUGACUGGCUUGUAUCCCACCACGCAGGAGACCAUUCACGAGACCUCCGCCAGAUUGCUGUUCAUGGCGGUGAAAUGGGCCAAGAACCUGCCGAGCUUCGCCAGCCUGCCGUUCAGGGACCAGGUGAUCCUGUUGGAGGAGUCGUGGAGCGAGCUGUUCCUGCUGAACGCCAUCCAGUGGUGCAUGCCCUUGGAUCUGUCGAGUUGCCCUUUGUUCAGUAUGAACGAGCACACGAAGAACGGCCAUUCGGCCACGGAUAUUAAAUUCCUGGGCGAUACGCUGUUGAGAUUCAAGGGGAUCCACGUGGACCCGGCCGAGUUCGCUUGCUUGAAGGCGAUCGUUUUGUUUAGAGCAGAGACCAGAGGCCUGAAGGACCCUAGUCAAAUAGAAAACCUGCAGGAUCAAGCGCAGGUGAUGUUAUGGCAGCAUUGCAGGACCCAGUUGCCCGGGCAGGUGGCGAGAUUCGGCCGGCUCCUGCUGAUGCUGCCCUUGCUCAGGCUCGUUCCUGCUAUAAGGAUAGAAACGAUAUUUUUCCAAAAAACUAUAGGUAAUACGCCCAUGGAGAAGGUGUUGUGCGAUAUGUAUAAAAAUUAA
Messenger RNA from Phyllotreta striolata, 879 nucleotides. Lineage: Eukaryota; Metazoa; Arthropoda; Insecta; Coleoptera; Chrysomelidae. The record is from the annotation of a GenBank genome assembly.